Nematostella vectensis (starlet sea anemone) is the source of this 1623-nucleotide messenger RNA. Its product is annotated as congested-like trachea protein. Gene Ontology annotation, cellular component: mitochondrial envelope. The transcript is spliced from 2 exons. Lineage: Eukaryota; Metazoa; Cnidaria; Anthozoa; Actiniaria; Edwardsiidae. The coding region runs from base 123 to 1022 and encodes 299 amino acids. Gene Ontology annotation, biological process: carnitine transmembrane transport; mitochondrial transport. Gene Ontology annotation, molecular function: O-acyl-L-carnitine transmembrane transporter activity. The record is from RefSeq and is a predicted model, not a curated record.
ACUUGUGUUACCGGCUUUCGUAUUGAAUAAAUCACGCCAUUAUACAACUGGGAAGAAAUCGUACACAGUAGAAUACAACGCAUCAAGGUAAACGAGAAGCCGAGUCUCCUCCAAGCCACACAAUGGAUCGAUCGAGCGAGACCAUAGACCAAGUAAACACGCGACGCUUAUCCCCGCUGCGCAAUCUAAUCGCAGGUUCAGUAGGAGGAGUGACAGGAGUGACAGCAGGCCAACCGCUGGACACGAUUAAGGUCCGCCUGCAGGCUUCCGUUGGAGCAGGUCCCUUAGACAUGCUGGCCCGGACAGUCAAAAGUGAGGGCGCCCGGGGCCUAUACAAGGGUAUGCUUGCCCCGGUGCUGGUAGCCGCGCCCGUGACGGCUGUAACGUUCUACAGUCUGUCUAUAGGAAAGCGUUUGCAGCUGUCCGACCCAAACAAAGAGCCUACUUUGGCACAGUAUUACAACGCCGGUGUGUUCUGUGGGGUAUGCGUGUCGUUUAUUUACGCACCGACGGAGCGAGUCAAAUGUCUCCUGCAAGUCCAGAAAGAGAGCGGAACCAGAGCUAGGUACCAGGGCCUAGGCGACUGUCUGGUACAGGUAUACCGUACGGGCGGAUUACGGGGCGUGUUCAAAGGGCUUGGGCCGACAAUGGGCCGUGAAGUGAUCGGAGGGGGGUUCUGGUACCUUACCUAUGAGGGACUUCUACGUGCCAUGAGGUCAGGUGACCGCACACGUGACCAGGUGGGCCCUAUUGCGGUGAUGCUGUCAGGCGGAAGUGCUGGGCUGGUGUUCUGGAUGAUAACGUACCCUAUUGACGCAAUCAAAACAAGGGUGCAAGUAGCGCCAGAGGGCACAUAUGCAAGAGGAGCCCGGGAUGCCUUACGUGAACUCCUCAGGAAUGAAGGACCAAGAGCGCUGUACCGUGGCUAUGUUCCGGGUUUGAUGCGCGCUGUCGUGGUUCAUGCCGCUCUUUUGGCGGGCUAUGAGCUAACGAUGAAGACUAUGAAUGUAGUAGUGCCUUGACAUUCAUAGUCUAACUACAAUGACCUAGAACGAUCUAGGAUUCAAGAGCUCGAAGACAUCACACCAUCCACUAUCCAAGAUAUUGUGAUAUAUUAAAUAGAUAUUUUUAAUCAUCGGACAGACUUCACUCUCAUACACGGAUAUUUAUCUUACUGUGAACAUAACAUAAAAAUGUGAAGUAUUAGGAAAUGUUCAAGACUAUGGUUGAGGUGAAAAAAGAUUUAUUCAAAUGUUCUCGCUCACAGAACUUUUUUUGUAAAUACUGAAGAGCGUGGCUGCGUCCAUUGAAGCAAAUGCCAAUUUCACACGCAAUAAAUGAUCAAAUAUCAAUCAAGUAUAGCGGGUGCAGAAACAUAGAUGCUUUUGGGUCUAAUCCUCUUAGCGCCUCAUUUACACGACAGAUAAUCCAAACAGCACAAUGGGACUUCUUUUCAAAACAAAGCGCUCUUGACGCGCGUCAAAUGUACAUGAUAAAAAUAUAUUAUAAACCUUAUACCAUCUUAAUGGCGCUCUAUUGGCCGGCAUACACAUGCUAUGACGCCUUCCUAUAUAUGUAUAUACUGUAUGUAUAGUGUAUAAAAGAAAACUUAAAACUGGAAAA